Molecule: messenger RNA, 918 nt
Organism: Exophiala bonariae
Lineage: Eukaryota; Fungi; Ascomycota; Eurotiomycetes; Chaetothyriales; Herpotrichiellaceae
Exons: 5
Coding region: 1-918 (305 amino acids)
Biological process (GO): monoatomic anion transmembrane transport
Cellular component (GO): mitochondrial outer membrane
Molecular function (GO): voltage-gated monoatomic anion channel activity
Source: RefSeq, a predicted model, not a curated record
AUGUCUGGAAUCCCCGUCCCCUUCGGCGAUAUCGCUAAGCCAGCAAACGAUCUCCUCAACAAGGAUUUCUACCAUACCACUGCUGCCAACCUUGAAGUCAAGUCCAAGGCACCCAAUGGCGUCGUUUUCAACGUCAAGGGAAAAGCUGCCCAUGAUGGUCCUACCUCUGGCUCGGUGAGCACCACAAUCAGUAAAAAGAAUCUCAGAAUAUCACAUGUUAACGGUAGGGGAAAGAUUGAAGGCAAAUACAGCGACAAGGCCACUGGCUUGACCCUCACACAAACAUGGACCACAUCCAACAGCCUCGACACCAAGCUCGAGCUUGAGGACAACCUGACCAAAGGCCUCAAAGCCGAGGUCUUGACCAACUACCUGCCCGCGAAGAAGACAUACGGCGGCAAGCUCAACCUGCUGUACAAGCAACCCAACAUCCACACCCGCCUGUUCACCGACCUCUUCAAGGGCCCCACCGCCACCUUCGACGUCACCUUGGGCCACGAGGGCUUCCUCAUCGGCGCUGAAGGUGGCUACGAUGUCGGCAAGGCCGCCAUCACCAAGUACGCUCUCGCCGCCGGUUACAGCCAGGGCUCCUACGCCGCCGCCGUCACUGCCACCAACAACCUGAGCAUCUUCUCUGCCAGCUACUACCACAAGGUCAACGCUGAGGUCGAGGCCGGUGCAAAGGCCACUUGGGAUUCCACGGCAGGAAGCAACGUCGGUCUUGAAGUUGCAAGCAAGUACAAGCUCGAUCCCAGCUCGUUCGCAAAGGCCAAGAUCAACGACCGCGGUAUCGCCGCUCUUGCAUACAACGUCAAGCUCGGCACCGGCGUCACCCUCGGCCUCGGCGCCUCGCUCGACACCCAGAACCUGAACCAAGCAGCCCACAAGGUCGGCGCUUCCUUCACCUUCGAAGGAUAG